This is a messenger RNA of Toxotes jaculatrix (banded archerfish), 5706 nucleotides long. It is a transcript of the gene vav2, whose product is annotated as vav 2 guanine nucleotide exchange factor. Bases 1133 to 3760 code for a protein of 875 amino acids. Gene Ontology annotation, biological process: intracellular signal transduction; regulation of GTPase activity; cell migration. NCBI's taxonomy places the organism in Eukaryota, Metazoa, Chordata, Actinopteri, Toxotidae. The transcript has 29 exons. Gene Ontology annotation, cellular component: cytoplasm. The record is from RefSeq and is a predicted model, not a curated record. Gene Ontology annotation, molecular function: guanyl-nucleotide exchange factor activity; protein binding.
CACACUAUCCAAGUUUUUACCUUUUGCAUGAGAUAAUCAGCACGUGUGUGUCGAGCCCGUUCAAAGCACCGAGGUCAGCACCGAAGCCCGAACCCCGGACGCUUUCUCCUCACAUUUGUGCAGCACGGGUCGGGAGUUUGGGACCGCUAAACAUCUCCGUCCGAAAGGGAAACGAGGAGACAGAGAGAGAGAGAGGACAUGAACGGAAGGGUGGCAGAAAUCACAGAAAGGCAAAGCUGGGUAAACGCGUAGAGCUAUUUUGGGCGUGCGUAAAGGCGCGAAGCAAAAGUAACAUUAACCGGAUAAAUGUAACCUAAACGCGGAUUCUUCCUUCUUCUUCACUGGACAUGUUUCCGCGGCCGCAGAGGCGAUGUUUAGAUUGUGUGGUGGGAAGAGGGUGAUCCUGGCGUUGUGGACACGCCGUUCUGUGUAUCAUCUCCUUUUCUUUCCCUUUUUCCUUUUAAAUUUUGCUCUGGAAAUUACGGGAAGCUCUGGUUUUAGACGUUGAACUUGUGAGGAAACGUUAAAUGCAAAUGCGGUAGGUGACCCCGGACUUCGGUUCAACAGCCGAUCAGACUUGGAAACGCUGUUUUUCGUCCACAUCGUGUUGUAGCUCGUGCUGCGUUUGGUUUUUAUCUAAACGUGAGACACCAGUGAAGUCGAUACAUGACAAACCGCUGCAUCCAGCUGUUUUAUUUCUAACCCCUCUAUUAUUCACGCCUUUUUUUGUUUUGUUUUGGGUUUGGACAUGCGGAGAAAAGUUUUUGAGAAUGAAGAAGGUUCCCUUAGCCCGUCUCUGUUUUCUGAUCACAUCGCCGCCGUGUGCUGAGCCCGAUUUGAUAAAGCGCUGCUUUUAUUUUAGUCAUUUUCAAGCUUUCAGCGUUUCCACGUUGGGGAGACAGGAGAGCUGACAUGCGUCUUCAGCUGGGAUAUAGUGCGGUGACGUACCGUGAUUAGCAUAAAGUUGUGAAACUGCCUGAUUAUCGAGCUGAUCGUGAAUGAUUAAGACAUCCGGCGCUGGUAGGGAACCGACCGUAGUGCCUGCUUAGUGCGCCGUGAGACGCCGCUUCUAUCCCGCUGUGAACCAGUUCGUGGACUCGGUUACUUUGUGAGGAGAACCUCCGGAGCCGAUAUGGAAGAGUGGAGACAAUGCGGGCGGUGGUUGAUAGACUGCAAGGUCCUGCCCCCGAACCACCGGGUCGUGUGGCCCUCGGCGGCCGUCUUCGACUUGGCACAGGCCCUGCGAGACGGGGUGCUCCUAUGCCAGAUGUUGCACAACCUCUCACCGGGAUCAGUGGACCUGAAGGAGAUCAAUUUCAGACCCCAGAUGUCACAGUUCCUGUGCCUGAAGAACAUCCGGACGUUUCUCAAAGUGUGCCACGACAAGUUUGGCCUGCGCAACAGCGAGCUGUUUGACCCCUUCGACCUCUUCGACGUCAGGGACUUCGGCAAGGUCAUCUCUGCACUGUCAAGGAUCUCCCACCACAGCAUUGCACAAAUCAAAGGCAUCAGGCCCUUUCCAUCGGAGGACACAGCUCUGAAUGAGGAUGAUGUGUACCGGAGCCUUGAGGAGCUGGCAGAUGAGCAUGACUUGGGUGAGGACGACAUCUAUGACUGCGUGCCGUGUGAGGACGAUGGGGAUGAUAUCUAUGAGGACAUCAUUAAGGUGGAAGUACGACAACCCAUGAAAAUGGGUAUGACAGAAGAUGACAAGAGAAACUGCUGCUUAGUGGAGAUCCAGGAGACUGAAGCAAAGUACUACAAGACUUUAGAGGACAUUGAGAAGAAUUACAUGAUCCCGUUGAAGCAAGUCUUGAGUCCACAGGAUAUGGAGGCUAUCUUUGUCAACCUUGAGGAUGUUAUCAAAGUCCACUUUGCCCUCCUGCGAGCCAUCGACCUGAACAUGGUCAGCGGAGGAAGCGGCCUUGGGAAGAUCUUCCUCGACUUCAAGGAAAGGUUGUUGAUCUAUGGUCAGUACUGCAGUCACAUGGAAAAUGCCCAGAAGACACUGGAUGAGCUAAUAGCAACACGUGAAGACGUCAAGAUUAAAGUAGAGGAAUGUACUAUGAAAGUGCAGGAAGGGAAAUUCAAGCUGCAGGAUCUACUGGUGGUUCCCAUGCAGAGGGUGCUGAAGUAUCACCUACUACUGAAGGAACUUUUAAGUCACUCAACUGAAAGACCAGAGAGACAACAACUCAAGGAGGCGCUGGAAGCUAUGCAGGACCUGGCCAUGUACAUCAAUGAAGUCAAGAGGGACAAUGAGACACUGAAGAAAAUCAGCGAAUUCCAAAGUUCUAUAGAAAAUCUUCAGGUGAAAUUGGAGGAAUACGGGAGGCCAAAGAUAGAUGGAGAGCUGAAGGUGUGCUCCAUCGUCAACCGAACAAAACAGGACCGGUAUAUAUUCCUGUUUGAUAAAGUGGUCAUUGUCUGCAAGAGGAAAGGCUAUAGCUAUGAGCUCAAAGAGAUUAUUGAACUGCAGUCGUAUAAAAUGUCGGACGACCCCAUGAACAACAGGGACAUGAAAAAGUCGAGUGGAAAAAUGUGGUCUUACGGUUUCUACCUGAUCCACCUGCAAGGGAAGCAGGGCUUCCAGUUCUUUUGUAAAACAGAGGAGACAAAGAGGAAGUGGAUGGAGCAGUUUGAAAUGGCCAUGUCCAACAUCAAGCCAGAGAGAGCCACAGCCAAUCAGCAUAACUUCCAGAUGCACACAUUUGAUAAGAACACCAACUGUCGAGCCUGCAAGAUGCUCUUGAGGGGCAUCUUCUAUCAGGGCUACUACUGCUCUCGCUGUGGAACAGGAGCACACAAGGAGUGUCUGGAAGUCAUCACCAUCUGUAAAAUCAAUCCCCAUGACUUGGAACCUGGAAUGUCAUCAGGUCCAAAGAUGGUGGCAGUGAGGAACUACCACGGCACACCAGCACCUCCAGGGAAGACGCCGCUUUGUUUUCAAACAGGAGAUUUUAUCGAGCUGCUGAAGGGAGAUCCGGACACCACAUGGUGGGAGGGAAAGCUGAUACAAACACAAAAGAGCGGCUUCUUCCCCAGUUCCUGUGUAAAGCCUUGUUUGGACCCAAAGCCCUUCCAGUCAUUAUCUAGCCGGCAGUGCUCAAGGGAAGCAGACUACUAUGGAUAUCCUUGGUUUGCAGGGAACAUGGAGCGCCAGCAGGCUGACAACCUCCUAAAAUCCCACAGCAGCGGGACUUACCUUAUCAGAGAGAGGACAGCCGAGGCAGAGAGGUUUGCCAUCAGCAUCAAAUUCAAUGAUGAGGUAAAACACAUUAAAGUCAUUGAAAAAGACAGCUGGAUUCACAUCACUGAGGCUAAGAAGUUUGAGAGUCUUUUGGAGCUGGUAGAGUACUAUCAGUCCCAUUCACUGAAAGAAAGCUUCAAGCUCUUAGAUACCACAUUGCGAUACCCCUAUAAGUCGAGAGAACGCUCGCUAACACGGGCCAGUACACGCUCACCAGCAGCCACCUGCGCUUCUUACAACUUCUCCUUCCUCAGUCCACAAGGCCUCAACUUCUCCUCUUCUCAGAGCUCAGCUCCCUUUUGGUCAGUGUUUACUCCUCGGGUGGUCAGUACAGCGGUGGCCAGGUAUAACUUUGCAGCGCGAGACAUGAGGGAGCUGUCACUGCGAGAAGGAGACAUUGUCAAAAUCUACAGCAAGAUUGGUGGAGACCAGGGCUGGUGGAAGGGAGAGGCCAACGGACGAAUUGGAUGGUUUCCCUCAACCUACGUGGACGAGGAAGGAGUGCAGUAAGGCUUGGAUGUUUGCUGGCCUGGCUCCUUUUAAAUCAGGAACCAUCUUCUGUCUACUGUUCUCAGAGAAAAUUACUCACUCUCUCCAGGAAAAUAACACAAGAAAAAAACUUUUUUGUUGUUGUUUAUGCUGGAUAUUUUUUUCCAGCAAGCGUUUCUACCCUCUUUCUCUAUCUUCAAUUAUGCAUCAGCUUUGCUUUUGUUUGUUUUGGGUUUGUUCUUUUUUGCAGGAUGUCCUGUUUAAUUUGUGUACAGGAAAGAAGAAGAAAAAAAAAACUGGCUUGCUGUCUGUCAGCCUCCGUGUGCACUGCAGAGGCUUUACUGAACUGAAGACACAGCAGAAACUGACUAUGGAUAGCUUUACUUUGAAAAAGGCCCCCCUUUGUUGCAGGUCUAUGUGAGGUGAAAUAAUUGUACAGUAUAGAUAAUUUAUUGAAUAGAGAUUAUUAUCAUUACUAAGGAUUAUUGUGGGGAAGUUGAUUUUAGCAACAGCAAAGAAUCAGAUGAGGACAAACUAGAAGAAGAAAAAGAAAAAAAGACAGAUGCUCUGAUUUCACGUUGAGAGAUUUUGCCUUAGUUGUCAUGGUGAUGCCUUGUGGGCUGACACCAGUGGAGGGAAUCGACUUUGUUGACUGGUUUUACUUCUCCAUGUGUGCAUGUGCCCAUGUGCGGCCCACACACACACACACAGACCAAUGUACAGUACGGUGCCUUUGAAGAAUGGUUGUUGCUUACCGAACCUCAACAUCAGCCAGUAAAGAACAUUGCCAUCCCCGUAAAGACAGUUUGUCUCCCAUCCAGAGGACUUUGUUAAAGGAGGGGAGAGGCACGUACAGCAUACGGGGGACGGCUCUCCUUCUGAGCCCUUGAAAACAAGAUGGUGAAGCAUUUAACCCAUCCUAACUGGAGACUGGAUGGACUCACUGAGACAGUUGGAGGGUUUUUAUAGCCAACAACAAUCACAUACACAGUUCACAUCAGUCUUGAGUCUAUGGUUGCAAUCCGCUGGAUGCGAAAGGGAACAUCUAGACAUUCCACUCGACAACCACUUCACACGUUUAAAUCUUGGUGUUCGUUGUUCUUCGUUGAUCUUUUUUUUUUUUUUUUUUUUUUGCACAGAAUCAAGAUUUUUUUUUUUUUUUUAAUUUUGAGAACUGGACCAGCACAUUUUUUAUUAUUAUUAUUUGAAGCCAAAUUCAGCCAUGUUUUAAUGUCUGCAUGGAGUUUGACCGAUAGCUAUGAGUUUUGUACCUUGCCUUAUUUUUACAGAUGAUCAGGUGAUGGGAUUUUUUUUUUUUUCCUCAAUAUCAAUCAAUUUACAUGUGUGAAAUCUAUUUUGGUGCUGUGCAGACUGGUGAAAAUUACAGUGUCAGAAGAGUUUUAAUCUGAAGGAAAACUUUGUGUGCUAAUUACCAUAAAUCCACAGAAGGAGCCCUUAAUCACUUUGUGAUUUUCUAGGGGUGCAGUGCUCAGUGUUUCCAUUUACUUCCAUUAAGUCAGUCAUUUAGACCGCAGUGAGUUGGCAUACAGCUUUUUACUCUUUUUUCUACUGUUAGCAUAUUUGUACCAGACUCUGCAUUAUGUUAUGUUGAGAUAUUCAGAUGUUUACUGACCCUGUCAGCCCAGUUUCCAUUAAAGGUUUAUUUCAGAUGAAUUUUACAUUCUCUUAAUAUACAAUAUAUUGACUAACUCUGUUAAUAUGGCCUUACCUUUAACCUUCACAUCUUCCACCUACACAUUUCAGUAUGGGUGUAUAACUUGCAGCUUGCACUGAACUGACUCUUCUUAAUGUAAGUUAGAAAAAAUUCAAGCACACUAAAAGGAAGAAAAAAAUAAGAAAUGCUUUACAAAAAAAUUGGAAUUUAUGUAGAGAGGCUGUUUUUAUAAAACGGAGAAUGCCAUCUUGCUCUUGCAUAAAAGCCUUCAGGCAACCCACUGAGAAGUAAA